This is a messenger RNA of Angiostrongylus costaricensis, 1269 nucleotides long. NCBI's taxonomy places the organism in Eukaryota, Metazoa, Nematoda, Chromadorea, Rhabditida, Metastrongylidae. The record is from the annotation of a GenBank genome assembly.
AUGACUAUGAAAAUCCUGUUAUCAGUACCCCAUCUCGGUCAUCUCUAUACCGUUGUGUUGGCCGAUGCCGCUCACCGAUGGCGACGAUUGAGAGAUCCGGAUGGCUUACAUCUCUUUGCCACAGGCACUGACGAACAUGGCAUAAAGAUUUUGCGCGCUGCGGAAAGAGCUGGACAAAAUCCUCUGAAAUUUUGCGACGACACUUCGGGAAGCUUCCGCAACCUGUUUUCAAAGUUCGAUAUUUUGAAUACAGACUUCAUUCGUACUACGGAAGUCCGUCAUAAGCAGUGUGUGGAAUACGUAUGGAAGCGGCUCUGUGACCAAAAUGUUAUCUAUAAGGAUACCUAUUCGGGGUGGUAUAGCGUUGUGGACGAGUGUUUCUUCCCUAAUAACGAGGUUGAGGACUCUGCUUUGGGAAAGGUUCGAACUUCUUCCUGUUGCUUGGUGCUAUUUAGAAUUCCCUUAAGAUAUGUUAUCUAUGUGUGGUUGGAUUCACUUCUCAACUAUCUAUCCGUUGUUGGGUAUCCUGCCACAUUAAAAGCAUGGCCACCUACGUGUCAAAUUCUCGGAAAGGAUAUACUAAGGUUUCAUGCUUUCUACUGGCCUGCGCUACUAAUAGCAAUGGGACUUACUUUACCUCAGAAACUGCUCAUUCAUGGCCACUGGUUGGUUGGAAAGACAAAGAUGUCGAAAAGCCUGGGUAAUGUCGUUGAUCCCUUAGACGCCUCAAAGUUGUACACAACAGAUGGUUUACGCUAUUUUUUAUUGAAACAGGGCCUACCUAGUGGAGAUUGCGAUUUUAGUGAAGAAAAAGCACUAAACGUAAUCAAUAGCGACUUGGUAAAUAAUAUUGGAAACCUACUGAGCCGAUCUACCGUCCGAAAACUUAACCCUUCUCAGUUAUACCCGAGAUUUUCCGAAGAUAUCGCAGAUUCUCGCGUCAUGAAGUCUGCUAUCCCUCUUAUCAAAGAGUUAGAAGAGAUGAGAGAGAAAAGUUUGCAGUUUUACGACGAUAUGCUGUUUCAUAAGGCAAUUGAAAGAAUAAUGGCAGGUUUAAAGUCAGGAAAUAGCUUCUUUCAAUCGACAGAGCCAUGGAAACUAAGAGACCGACUUGCGUUGGAUACUGUGCUCUACAUUACGUAUGAGACUCUCCGCGUGUCAUCCAUAUUGCUGCAACCAAUAAUGCCAACUCUAGCCGAUCAUUGUUUAACGAGUUAUGUAUAUUUUCAUUCCACGACAAUUUCAUUUGAUACCCUAGUACUACUUUAA